Molecule: messenger RNA, 876 nt
Organism: Aspergillus vadensis CBS 113365
Lineage: Eukaryota; Fungi; Ascomycota; Eurotiomycetes; Eurotiales; Aspergillaceae
Product: germin family protein
Exons: 3
Coding region: 83-790 (235 amino acids)
Cellular component (GO): cell wall
Molecular function (GO): manganese ion binding
Source: RefSeq, a predicted model, not a curated record
CCAACAUUUUCACCAUCUAUCAGCUGUAUUACUCUUUUCCUGGGACAUUGAACACAAAGCUCAAAACCAACACGACAUCACAAUGCUUUUCUCUUCCUCUCUAUAUUUCGAUCUUAUGAUCAUACUUGCUCUGGUCCUUCAAACGAGAGCAGUGCCGCACCCGGUAGCCAAGCGCUCAAAUUCCGACCUCAGUUUGACAGCUCAACUUCGGCUUGCCGAUACGGCAAUCGAGCGCUACAAACUGCUCCCUAAUGACUCCGACUUUGUCUUCAACUUCACCGGCACAGAACAGAUCCCAGUAGCCACAAGCCAGAACUGGCCAGCACUCGUUGAUGUCGGCGCCGCUAUCAGCAUGUCGCAACUUCCAGCAUGCAGCAUGAGCUUCCUCCACCUCCACCCCCGCGCCACUGAACUAUUUGCUCUAAAUUCCGGCCAUAUUCUCUCCGAAAUGGUCCCCCAAGCUGGAGUUCUUGAUAGCAACAACAGCCAGCGGGUUAUCCGGACGGACCUGCGCCCUGGUCAAGUAACCAUCUACCCGGCAGGUUCAUUUCACACGCAAGUGAACCCGGACUGCGAGCCAGCGAACUUCACCGCUGCGUUCACAUCUGAUGAAUUCGCUGUGAGCUUGGUGGCAGAGCAACUGUUCUCCCUCAGUGAUGGGAUCAUUGCACGGACCUUUGGGCAGAGUAUUACUGGGGAGGAUAUAAAGAAAAUCCGGGAUGCCAUUCCAUCGGAUAUGGCGAUUAAGGUGGAGGAGUGUUUGACGAAAUGUGGGAUGGAGAAGCGGUAAUGGUGGGGUGAGAAUGUGAAUGCCUGGAAGGGUUUUUGGGAGGGGAUAAGGAGGGUAAGAAUGUUCGGAACAGGAGUAGAUAGAGU